UAUUGGCGCUUGUCGUGCUAGCUAUGGCCAUCUGAGCUUCGCUAGCGACUUUAUGUUUUUCAUACGACCUACCCGUGUCUCAUCAGAAAACAUUACCGUGGUAAUGUAAUGAAAGACACCCGUUACUGACAAAAGCAACAUUCAAGUCACUGCAAAGGGACCACAAUGGCAAGUGAUGUGUGCAGCCAUGUAAAGGUUGUUGUUCGGGUGAGGCCAACCAGCGAAAAUGAGAAGCGUGAAAACUGUCGAAAUGUGGUCCAGGUUGUUGAUAACCACAUGCUCAUAUUUGACCCUAAGGAAGAGAACCUAUCAUGUUUUGGGUCCCGGAAUCGAAACAUCAACAAGAGGGCGAACAAAGACCUCAAGUUUGUUUUUGACCAUGUCUUCAGUGAGAACUCGAGUCAAGUUGACCUUUUUGAGAACACCACUAAAGGACUGUUGGACGGUGUGAUGAAUGGAUUUAACUGCACAGUCUUUGCGUAUGGUGCCACUGGAGCAGGCAAGACACAUACCAUGUUAGGCACACAAGAUGACCCUGGGGUCAUGUACCGCACCAUGAAUGAGCUAUUCAGGCGCAUGGAUGAUGCCAAGGAGGAAAAGGAGUUUGCUGUUGCAUUCUCAUAUCUUGAGGUUUACAAUGAACAGAUCAGAGACUUGUUGGCUAAUGCAGGCCCUCUUGCAGUUAGAGAGGACAGUUCUAAAGGAGUGGUUGUUCAGGGCCUCACACUGCAUCAGCCUAAAUCUGCAGAGCACAUUCUAGGGGCUUUGGAUUCUGGCAAUCGCAACAGGACACAGCACCCCACUGAUAUGAAUGCCACCUCUUCCCGGUCCCAUGCUGUAUUGCAGAUAUAUUUGAGACAGCAGGACAAAACCGCCAGCCUCAAUCCAAACGUCUGCGUUGCCAAAAUGAGCCUGAUUGAUCUGGCUGGCUCGGAGAGAGCCAGUGCCACCAACGCUAAAGGGGCACGUUUGCGGGAAGGGGCAAACAUCAAUCGCUCACUCCUUGCCCUAGGAAAUGUUAUCAAUGCUCUUGCUGACCCAAAGAGUAAGAAAACUCAUAUACCUUACAGGGACAGCAAGUUGACACGGCUACUUAAAGACUGCCUCGGAGGCAACUGCAGGACUGUUAUGAUUGCCAAUGUUAGCCCCUCAUCCAAGUCAUAUGAUGACACCCACAACACACUUAAGUACGCCAACAGGGCCAAGGAGAUUAAGUCCUCGCUGAAGAGCAAUGUUCUAAGCCUGGACAGUCACAUUGGCCAAUAUGCAGUGAUAUGUGAGAAGCAACGACAAGAGAUUCUACAGUUGAAGCAGAAACUAAAGGCAUAUGAAGAGCAGAACACGGUGCCUGGGGCUUCUAACAUGAUCGCUUCCCAGAAACAAGCAGAGUUCAAAAGGGUGUCAGAAGAUCUGCAGCAAAUCUUCUCGAGCCGGGCCCAAAUCAGGAGAGAACAGCUGGAUCUGGAGAGACAACUGAAGGAGAAUGAGCUGCGCCAGCGCUACAGCGAGGAGGACAACCUGCAGGUCCAAUACUUCUGUGCCAAAGAAAAGACUGAGAAGGCCACUUGUAAGCACGAGCGGAAGAUUGCCAGCUUACGCACUCAGCAGCAAAACAUUUGCAAGCGUUUGAAGGAGGCAGAAACACGAUUCCUGGACAACGAUGGCUGGCUUCAUCGUGUCGAGAAUGAGAUUAAGCUGCUGAAGUCGAAUGAUCAGACCUCAGAGGUGUUAGGGAAGGACCUACAUUGCCACAGGCUGGAGCUGCAGGUGAAUGAUCUUGAACAGCACAUCAAGCAGAUGGUCAAGCUCACUGCACUGCAGGAUCAGGAGAACAAGCGCAUGCAGAAAAUGGUGAAUAUCUUGUUACCAGCGUAUAGUCGAAGCUACUCUGCGUUGCGUGGGGCUGGGCUGGUCACAGUGGCAGAUGAGAAGGAGAACCACGAACUGGAGCACCUCGUGUUGAGAGAGAGAGGCGUGGUCUGGGCAGACCAGGAAGGGGUGGGGCAGCAGCUGAAAGGUGACGGGACUGGAGAGGAAUCACAGGAGACAAAUGAGGCGAGAAGCGCUAGGCUCUGCAGCGAGCUGGCACCUGUCUUGUCUUUCUCACAUCUGCUAUACCACCAGAGUAGCCCCUGCAGUGCAGAGGGGCGCACAAAAAGAACGUUAUUGUGCAAUGCUGCUCGAUCACCAAAAGGGGAAAAAAAUCAGACAAAUAUGAAACAGGAACCAGCUCCCAGGAUGCCCAUCAGGAGAAAUCUAUGUGCAUCACUGCCACCACAAAGCCCCCGGACCAUCACCAAGACCCAAGUGUUUGAGGAGGGCUUGUUCCCACUCCAGUGCACACCAGAACCUGUUCAAAAAACUGUUCAGGCCCUGCCGCCGGGCUCCUCCGGGGCCAUGGAUCCCAACAUGACCUUUGAAGUUCUGGACAAUGUUUCUGAAACAGCAAGUGAUGCAACCAUCAUAAUAAGCAGCGGUAGUCCUUGUCCAGCAUUAGAGUCCACUGACUCUGGUCCCAGCCAGCUACUCCGUCUUCCCAAGGCCAAUGAGGGGAACCAGGUUCCGAACAAAAGGCAACAGGUCCCGUCUGUCCCAAACUUGAGACGACCCAACCCGACAUACAUGGACAUGACGUCUGCUGCACAAGGAAAGCGUAAAUUUAACUGCAUCCGAGAAGAGUUAACACAGGGUCUCUCUGCACCGAAGCGUAUAAAAAAAGACCCCUCAGUGUCCCGGGGACCACUCAGAGUGCAUCGUUUUGCUGGUUCAGAGGAGAACCAGCCUCGGAGAGUUGCGAGGAGCAUUUCUGAAGGAAAUCUCAGCCUGCUUGAACCUCGGAAAUCCAAGUCAAUUUUCUACAAAACGUCCCAGCGGUUCAAACGAGUGACCAAACAGAUGUAAAGCACCACCACCAGAUGUUUAAAUCAGGCCAUUUUGCCUUUAUGAACAUUUUUACGCUCCACCCAUUUCCCUCCAUGUUCAUCUUUUCAAAAUAUUUUCUCAAAAUCUACAGAAAAAGUGGACCAAUUCUCUCCAACACAGAUGCUAGUGUCACAAGAUAAAAUGUAAUAAACAGUUGUACCAUUUUGUUAUGCUCUACACUGCAGCAAAGGUUUACUUGACUGUAUAUAAAUAUUGUAUAGUUAUUGGUCAUUUGUUUAGAUUCUUCUGUGAUUUUUCUCAUUUCUAAGCCUACCUUUAGAUUUUUUAAGCUCUAUUUUAAAACCCAUGUCCAGACUAACAGCAAGAAAUAAAACAUGUCCUGUGGAUGAUCUAUGUUUUACGUACAUUAUGUACUUUUAGCUAUUCUCUUAAACUAGGGCCGGGGAAACUUCUUCCUAUAAGCAGCCAUUUCAGUUUUUCUAACAUCCUUCGAGGGCCUUACUAAAUUAUUGAACACAUGUAUCACACUAACCUCUAAUGCGAUGGCAGGAGCUGCUUCUCUUUGGCGAGGCAUCUGAUAUCAGAUGGUUGCAAUGAUGAUGAUGCUACUUGCAGCUGGUUUUCCAGGUUUGGGUCAGUCACUCUUCAGUGGGACCGAGUCUUUACGAGAUCAGUUUUGUAGAGGGCUGCUCACAGCGGUAGGUUGUCCCAGACAGAGAUUUAAACUUCAGCGCAUGUCUCCUCAGAAUGGGAAAAUCCUCAUGACGUACACACAGUUUAUAGAACUCGAGCAGAGGGAGGCAGCUUUGAGCUUUUCAUUGCUUUGCUUUGCUGUAGAUUACCAGGCCCAUCAGCCAGUUCCACAUUAAACAAUGUAGCAAAAAUGUUCAGUUCCUUUUGUUGACUUGACACUCAGCAGCAUAUUCAGAUGUUACAGCAUGUUUUGUUCUUGCAGAGCAGGAAAAUGUUUCCUCUUUCCAGUUGCAUUUGCCGCAGCUUUAAUUUCACCUCAAAUGAUUUCACAUUUGACAGCGACAGAGCUGAGUAGCAGGCUGGAGCUUCAGGUUCAGCUCUGAGAGCUUCUUGGUUCAUGAAGGUCAAAUCAUGCAGACAUUUGCUGUCACUGAGUUUCCACGGCAGGUUUUCCUUCAUCUCAUUAAUUAUUACAGACAAGCGGGCACUUUGGAACAAUUUUACUUUUUCUUAUGCUAGCAGCUCUGUAGCAGCAGCAAGGUUCUCCUUCCCAAACUCUCCCUCUGAAUGAGGCUUUAGCCUCUUAGCUAUUAGCUCGAUCGCCACAUAACUUGCCUGCAGAGCACUGUCUCUGUCAGUCAGACUGUCUCUGUCAGAUUGUGGUCUUGUGAAAGCUGCUUGUUGGGCCUCCAAACUCUGCCCAAGAGCGUGAACAUCAUCCGAGCACAUUUGUCCCUGUAGCUCAUCCAGUUUAGCAUGGUUGUAGCUGUAAUGACUCUGAGAUUAGUCUUUUUCAUCACUGUGAGCGCAACCCCACAAACUAAUUUAGACACUCCAGCUUGACAACAGUGUAACUGCACAUGCAUCUUGGGUUCAGGUACCGCCCCGGAGGACGUGUUAGUCUACUACUGUGUUAUUUUCUUUUAUUGAAGAAAAAAGUCAUUUUUGAAUUCCCAGGGCAGCUAAUGUCAGGUAGACUAUACAUGACCUCUAAUGGAAAUUUGGCAAAAUAACCUGA
Molecule: messenger RNA, 4594 nt
Organism: Chelmon rostratus (copperband butterflyfish)
Lineage: Eukaryota; Metazoa; Chordata; Actinopteri; Chaetodontiformes; Chaetodontidae
Gene: kif18a
Product: kinesin family member 18A
Exons: 18
Coding region: 166-2901 (911 amino acids)
Biological process (GO): mitotic spindle organization; microtubule-based movement
Molecular function (GO): ATP binding; microtubule binding; microtubule motor activity
Source: RefSeq, a predicted model, not a curated record